CCACUGUAGCGUUGCUCUAUGGCAGCCGCCAAGGUGGCAAAACGAGUGCAAAACGCCGCAGCGAACCUUGGCAGUGGCGUCGCCUUUUGUAGCAAUUCCAAGUCCAUGAAUCAGCGGCGGCUUCCUGCAAUGAGAAACUCCAUGCCUUAAACCACUGGCGGUGGGACCCUGGGCUUGCGCGCCUACUUUGAAGAGUUAACACUGAGUUGUCUAAUAGUCGGAUAAGCCUGAAAAAUGCCGGACUACUCUCGCGUCUCUGUGCUUAAAGAGAUUGACAGAAAUGAAGCACUGGUACAAGACUACCUUUAUCAGUUGGAUCAGAUAGAGUCGAAGCUGAGGCGGUUCACGCUGUCGGACUCUGAAAGGAAGAAGCUUGAAGAUGAGGUCACGUCCCUGAAGUCGCAGCUAGACACGUUAGAGAAAGAGCUCACUGGCCUGCGGAAAGAAAACCGUAAAAGUAUGGCAAUAGCCGCUUGCUUGUUUAUACUGUUCCUCAUUAUUUACUAUUUUCUAAUUGUAAAAACAAUCACUGGAUAGUGCUUCAAAUGCAGUGUAUUUACUGUACAUUCCAGUCUUCCAAAUUUUACAUCUGUAAACUGUACUUCUGAGCAGAAUUAAACAAGUGCACCAUUUGUUACACCUAA
Molecule: messenger RNA, 644 nt
Organism: Dermacentor silvarum
Lineage: Eukaryota; Metazoa; Arthropoda; Arachnida; Ixodida; Ixodidae
Product: coiled-coil domain-containing protein 167
Exons: 5
Coding region: 235-537 (100 amino acids)
Source: RefSeq, a predicted model, not a curated record